This is a messenger RNA of Ramularia collo-cygni, 1500 nucleotides long. RefSeq lists its product as uncharacterized. The transcript is spliced from 5 exons. Gene Ontology annotation, cellular component: cytoplasm. Bases 1 to 1500 code for a protein of 499 amino acids. Lineage: Eukaryota; Fungi; Ascomycota; Dothideomycetes; Mycosphaerellales; Mycosphaerellaceae. The record is from RefSeq and is a predicted model, not a curated record.
AUGGCCUUCCAGAUGGCAGCACCCAAUCGCCAACCCCCGCCGGCUGGCUUGUCACUGAACCUCUCCUCCAACAACCCUUUUCGCAACCGCGCCGUCUCGCCUUCGCCGCACAGUGCCAGCGCCCUCCACACCGCCUUCCCGCUUCCACCGCAACCACCAGCGCGCCCAAUGUCGCGCAACCCCUUCCUCGACGACACCGACUUCCCGUCCGCUCCCGCGCGCAGUGGCAGUGUUGUCAACAACAAUCCCGCCGUCCCUGAUGACAUCUUCAGAGACCUCUCGUUACUUGACAGACCAAACACAAACGAAGCUGUACCACGAGCUUUCAAUGGCGCUCAGGUGCGAUCAGGGAUGCCUCCGCCACCACAACGGCCGCAGAGACCGGAUGAACCUCGCGAGCGACAAGUUCGGGGACCGCCACGAGCUCCCGAGCAUCCCGCGAAUCGUCAAUACAGGCCGCGCCGUGCCUCCGAGUCAUCCGUGAUGGAGAGGGAGCGCAGGCCGCGCGUAGAUGCKGACCGCGGUGAGAUGCGAGAGCGCACUGAAUCAUCAGAACGUCGUCGACGUGAGAGGCGAGAAGAGAGACAUAGGAGGGAAAAAGAGAAGAUCCGGAAUGGAGAGAAGAGUUCCAGCUCCCGAUCGAAGAAGCCAAGAGGGCUCGACAUUAUCGACAAACUGGAUGUGACCGGGAUCUACGGACAAGGACUUUUCCACCACGACGGCCCCUUUGAUGCCUGUAACCCACACCGCAACGCCAAAAAGGACCGACGAGCUCCAAUGGAGGCAUUCCCAGCAGGAUCCGCAAACAUGGCGCUUGGAGGCUCUGGUCCAGUGUCCUCGAGAUUGGAUCUCGACAAAUUCCAUGGACGAGGCCAAGAAAGCUUCUCAGAGUAUGCGGCCACCAGAAAAGUGGAUACGACGAUCGUAGACCCAACAUUGCGCGCACCGCCUGUGCACGGAGAGGAGACCUAUGGACUUGGAACUUCGACAUUCCUUGAUGGCGCACCGGCUAGUAAGACGGCACUGCAGCGUCGUGUAUCGGAGGAUCCGGCCGCCGAGGGAUCGGGAUCCGGCCUAUCAAGGAAGAAGUCAAUCGCCCAGCGCUUUAGGGGCAUGUCUGGCUCUCGACCAAACCGCCCGGGCGAAGGCAACAGCCCACCUCACAUCAAAGCCGUGAGUGCAGGCGGCCUAGCCCGUGCACGAUACAACAAGGAGAACGAGGUCAACCCGUUCGAGAACGACUAUGAACCGGCGUUUGAGAAGAAAGGAACGCAGAUCCGGAUCGCAGAGCAGGAGAGACCGUCUGCGACCAACGGCCGAGGCGAGGGUAGCCCAAAGGCUCCCUUGGGCAGGAGCCGCACAUCCGAGUCAGAUGUGCCUACCAGAGGCAACACGCGCAGCAGCAAUGAAGAUGAGCGCUCUGCUCCCGGCGGUGGGUUUUUGAGCCGCAUGAAGUCCCUGAAGGGAGGUAAUCGACGACCAAGAAACGAUGCGAACUAA